Molecule: messenger RNA, 2869 nt
Organism: Mustela lutreola (European mink)
Lineage: Eukaryota; Metazoa; Chordata; Mammalia; Carnivora; Mustelidae
Gene: CTSC
Product: cathepsin C
Exons: 4
Coding region: 88-501 (137 amino acids)
Cellular component (GO): lysosome
Molecular function (GO): cysteine-type endopeptidase activity
Source: RefSeq, a predicted model, not a curated record
UUAUUUUAAGGCACGCGCUGUCCGGAUCGCCUCACUCCCGGCGGUCCGCUGUCUGUCUCUUCAUUUCCCCUCCGGAGCCCCGCCAGCAUGGGUCCCUGUCCCCGCUCACUGCUGGCCGCCCUCCUCCUGGUCCUCUGCGGCGUCGGUACCGCACACGGCGAUACACCUGCCAACUGCACCUACCCUGAGCUGCUGGGCACGUGGGUCUUCCAGGUGGGCCCCGUUGGUUCCCAACGCAACGUCAACUGCUUGCUUAUGGGACAACCGGAAAAAAAAGUAGUGGUUCAUCUUGAGAAGUUGGACACAGUACGUGAUGAUCUCGGCAAUACCGGCCAUUUCACCAUCAUUUACAAUCAAGGCUUUGAGAUUGUGUUGAACGACUACAAGUGGUUUGCCUUUUUUAAGGAUGUCACUGAUUUUAUCAGUCAGUUGUUCAUGCAGCUGGGAACUGUGAGGGUACAUGAUUUGAGACAUCUGAGGAACAAACUGGUUGUUAAAUAGAGCAUCUGUUGAGGGCCUCUUUUAAAACAGCAGCCACACAGAGACUUUGGGGCUAAGAGGCAGAGCCACAUGCAGCCAUGGACCUGCCUUCCUCUGACAGCUAGCAGAGGCCUGGGGCAGCUGCAUUCCCUUCUGGAGUCUUGUCUUUGCCUGUAAAAUGCUGAGGAGUCCUGGUGACCUACCUCCAAGGCAGCUGCCCUCCUGAACAUUUCCUUGGAAAGCAGCAACCGCCAUUUUGAAAUGUGAACAACCAGAGACUACACAGGAAAAACGAAAGAAAAGUCUGGAAGUCUUAGGUGGCUCCACCAUUCAGCCUUUGAAUGAAAGGAACGAUACGCAACUCCCGUUUUUCCCUUUCGAAUACUGCUUUAUUGAGAUGAUUGUUUCCAGAUUGAUGAGGAUUUGAAUUUUGUGUUUAAUUUUGUUCAUCAUGCAGAUUUUAUUUCCAGUUAUAUUAUCUUCUUGUGCACCUUCUUUCUCUAAUUACCUUGAGAAACCCCAGCACCUGUUGUAAGGAGAAAAUGCUUCAGGAUAUCUUGAGACGCACAGAUAGGUUGUUGAUGGAAAGAUGGUUCUGGGGAGGACUGGUCUGGAGGACUGGGCUUGCUGAGAGAUAAGUCAAACUGCUAAGGUAAUUUUGCAGAUCAUAGGCCUGCCUUACCCUGGCCAGAAAGAUGGGGUGAUUAGUACUUUUUUUCAUCUGUUUUUUUAUUAGAUACCAGCUUUGUUCUAAGAACUUGACCUGCUUUACCUUACAAGAAUCUUAUGAAGUAGACAUUAACUUUAUUUUAUAGAUGGGGAAGAUUAGUCUCAAUGGUGUUUAAGCUCACACUGCAUCUAAUUGUAAAAUGACAAGAGCUAAUCUCUUAGGCCUAAGGACCUCCUUGGGGCUAAAGAGUAAAAGAAAACCCAUUUCACAAAGAAACAGUGGUACUUGGAGUAAUAUUUCAGUAGAUUUUCUCGUGAAUCCUAGUUUGUAAGCAUCACAAAUGCUAGUUUAAGGGAAUCAAUUGCAUUGCAUGGCUCCUUUUGAAAUUUUAGGAGAACUGGCCUAAAGCUUCUAUUUCCUUACCAAACUUGGCUAUUCCCUUUCUUUCCUAAACCAGGGUUCUUUUCAAGAGGAUAGCUUACUUCUUUCCUUUUGUAGUCCUCCAGAUUGGAUGGAGAAUUUUGUUAAGUUUCAAAUUAAUUACAAAUUAAGUACUCUUGCCAAGUUGACUUCUUUCAUUACACUAUUGUUCACACUGAUGGCUAUCUUUCAGCUCUUUCCUACUAAACAAUGUACUGGUUUCCUGCUCAGUUCGGAAUUAAUACCACCCAUGGUAAAUUGAAAAUGUGGGGUUACACCUAGUCCCUAUCUUCUGGGAGGGCUUUGAUCCUGAAUCUUUGCUUCAAUGGAGGGAGCUCUAGAAACCAGAUUUUCAUUAUUUUAUUGGUUCAGAUAACUUUUAUGAUCUCUGAGAGGUCUGUUAUUCUGGGCAGGUCAUGCCUUAUAAAGGUAAAGUCAUCCUGUACCCAAGUACUUAAACCUAGAUGGUUUGUUCCAUCCUACCUCUGGACCCCGUAAUUCAUCACUCAGGACCUUGAUGCUGCCUCUGUGAAACCUUCCCCAGCUUUCUCUGUUAGUGGGAGAAAUGGCAUUAUUUGGUUCAUGUUGUUCUUUGCAAUCACCUCUACUCAGGUAGUACUAUUCUAAGUGCUGUAAAUGUGGAGUGAUUUUUGAUAGCACGUUCUCCCCUUCUUCCAGAUUGAAAAUCUGUCACUUCUCCCUGUUUGUCUUCAGAACCCAAUUACCCAGGAUUUUUAAGUGUUUCGAAAAUUGACCGCACUUCCCUUGUCUCUUCAAAGGCUUUUCACAAGUAUUAUCAGCUUACAAAGAAUUAAUUCUAGAGGAUUCUAGAAGCACAAAUCAGGAACAAUGCUAUUUAAUAUUUUUCAUUCUUGUGUUCUAAAAAACAUACCCGGUUACCUGUCUCCAGAGCUCUAAAAGAGUUGUGUAUUUUCAACCUAACUUCCAGGAUGUGAAUAGUGACAAAGCAGCUUAUGUGUAUAAGAAUGUAUUUCAUAUGGAAUUUUAAAUCACCUCUACUGAAGUCUUUUUUUUUCUUUUUCUCUGAGCAACUUUGCAAAUAAAUGUUUUGAUUAUGGAGAAGACAACUUGAUGGGUACAGAAUUACAGAUAUUUGUAUUAGGAGGCUCCAUAUUAUAUACUGCUUAGCAUUCUCUCUCAUGAUUGCUGUUUGUCUUCUCUAGUCUUUAAAUUCUGAGGGCAGUAAUGUACUCUGUAUCAACUAAUCAUUUUGUUCUCUAUGUAUAGCAUGAUCUGUGAUAAAUAGACCUUUAAUAAAUGUCUGUAGAAGAAAAUUGA